This is a messenger RNA of Enterobius vermicularis (human pinworm), 1365 nucleotides long. Lineage: Eukaryota; Metazoa; Nematoda; Chromadorea; Rhabditida; Oxyuridae. The record is from the annotation of a GenBank genome assembly.
AUGGCGGGUAGACCUUCUGUUCGUAGUCGGCAUCAUCCGAAUCGGUCGACGGCACAGCAUGCUACUAAUCAUCCAUCUAGUCCAGAAGACAGAAGGAAGAGUGAGGAAGCAGCUGGUCUGACACUGCAAAUACAUCCGCCAUGGCCGGACAUGGCUCAAGGUCAGGGCGAAUUGUUCUUUGAAUGCACGUUGUUCCUCUAUUCGGUUCUAGCACUGUUUCUUGAGUACCUCAACUUAUAUAAAACAUUAUGGUGGCUUCCAAAGUCUCACUGGUCUUGGACAAUGAUAACAGAAUGGAUAGCUACUGUUUCGCAGAAGACCAAUGGGACAUUCGCAAUUUUUUGGAAGCUAAUCGAAUGGUUGCUUGUUAAAAUACCGAUGUUUUUAAUGGUUGCAUCAUCAUUUAUGUUUAGCUUUUCACGUGUUUAUGCUGACUACUCUACUAAGGCGCUGGUUUACUUUUGCUUCCCCUUGGUGGUUUUUGUGAUUUUCUUCUUUUUUGAAAUUGCGCACACGGCUCACCGAUUUGUAUCCACCUUGUACUACGUUAUAAAAUCCCGAGACCUAGGAAGUGCGUCGUCUGCACCACUUUUAUAUUCUCAAUUUCCCGGACCUCCGUCACUUCUCGAUAUUGAUAAUGUGGCUCAUAUGUGCAGCAUAAACCCGAAUCAGGUCAGGGAGGAGGUUUCAGUAUUAUCCCGCGAUUUCAAUUUGCGACUAAAGCGUUGCAUAUUUUCUGGGUUAUCUACAGCUUACUUUUCUAUAUUCAUUCCAUAUGUAUUCACACCGGAAAAGUCGUCAUCCGGAAUACCACAAAAAAUGUACGUGGACGCAGUGUGGGUUGCUGAAUUAUUUGUUAUUGUUGCUUUUACGGCGUUUUCACUAUAUACCACAUAUCUUUUACCUUUACAAUACGGGGACUUGCUACACCGUAGUGCUGUACAUCUUGGUACCUGGGAACGAAUUGAUGUUCCCCCUUCAGUGACACCUAAAGGACCAGCGGUAGAAAGUGGAUAUUGUGACUAUCCAGAGUGGUCGGAGCAUCAAGACGAGCUUUAUCCUGAUCGAAAAGAGGUUCGGCACGGUGGUCACCUUUAUCGUGCCUAUGCAUCACCAGGUGUUCCUGGAGUGGCUGCCGUACCAGGAGACCUCGAGCAUUUAAGAUUCUCGCGUCUCGCGUCCGAUCCUUUAACAAUUGUAACGUCUAUGUGCGUACUUCAAGCGGUAUUUAUAUGUGUACAGUUUGUUUUGGUAUUGCAUUCAAUAGAAUGGCAGCAUAUAAUUACACUGGUUCUUCCUAUGUGUGCUAACUAUACAGUUCUUUAUAAGUCGCAUACGGAGCAAGAGUGGGCUGUAGGCUCUUAG